Molecule: messenger RNA, 375 nt
Organism: Naegleria gruberi
Lineage: Eukaryota; Heterolobosea; Eutetramitea; Acrasida; Naegleriidae
Exons: 1
Biological process (GO): positive regulation of ATP-dependent activity
Molecular function (GO): ferrous iron binding; ATPase activator activity
Source: RefSeq, a predicted model, not a curated record
UAUUCAACUCUCGGAUUAACAACCGAAGCAUCAUUGAAUGAUAUCAAACAACAGUAUAAAGUUCUUGCACUCAAAUACCAUCCCGAUAGAAAAAAUCUCUCGGAAAAUAAUGGUCUCGAUGAAGAAGAAACGAAAUUUAUUGAAAUUCAACAAGCUUACGAAUUAUUGAGAGAUCCAAAGAAGAAGAGGCAGUACGAUAGAGAAUAUCAUUUAAAUAAGUAUAAUUUGGAGAAACAGUUGGUGGGAAAUAUUUCCGAUUACAUUUUGUUAUCUGAAAUGGAAUAUGACCAAGAUGAGGAUGUUUGUACUCAUAAAUGUAGGUGUGGUGGAGAGUACACAAUUCAUAUGGAAGAUGUGCUUAACGAUUCAAAUGAA